CAAAUCUAUUACAUUUAUUGAGAUAAAUCAUGGGGAAAGAGUCGAAACCAACACAGCAGGAGAUUGCCACGGGGGCACUAGCAGGAAUUUGCUCUGGUUAUUUGUUCAAGAAAGUGAGCAAGUACGCUGCUGCUACUGCUGUGGUUGGAUAUCUUGCUGUUCAGGGAGCAUCUCAAGCUGGAUACAUCAAGAUAAACUGGAAGAAAGUUAACGACCAAAUAGAGGAUCUGAAAGAAGCCUGCACUAUUUCCACAGCGGGCUACGUAAAGGACCUAACGGAAAAACUAGCAGAUUUGACGGAUGAGAUCAGUGAGAUAAUAACGGACGAGGACACGUUGUUGUUGGAGAACGAGGGGAGGCUAAAGGCUACAGCUAGACGAGCUUAUGAGGCGUUCAAACAGAACGCUGCGACUUCAGGAAGUUUUACGGUGGGAUUUGCUCUUGGUAUUUUGUUCGCUUGAAACAGCGUGCCUAAGUUUCUCAACCACCUUCUCGUCCUGACUUGGUCUUUGAAGACCUCUGUCUAAAAUAUGUGAGCGAAAGCCUACCUAAAGUGCCCAAACAUUUAUAAUAUGUUGGCAGGAAUAAUCAUAGUAACCAUGGUAACGGCAAGGUGGAACUGUUUUUUGUUCCACCAAAACUAAAGACAUUUUAAAUUUAAAUUACAUUUUUAUGAUAUUGGUGAAGUAUAAUUUCCAACAGCUUUGAUCUAAUAUCAACUUUCUCUUCUCCAUAUGAUUCGACUGAAACAUUUUUCUGUUCAGUUAAGAUUUUUUGAGUAUGAAUAUUUCAAUUAUAGUUGGUUUUAACUUUAUGUACAUUUCGUUAUAUAUUUUUCUCAUUGUGA
Bolinopsis microptera is the source of this 847-nucleotide messenger RNA. Its product is annotated as FUN14 domain-containing protein 1-like. Gene Ontology annotation, biological process: autophagy of mitochondrion. The coding region runs from base 30 to 461 and encodes 143 amino acids. The record is from RefSeq and is a predicted model, not a curated record. The transcript is spliced from 6 exons. Gene Ontology annotation, cellular component: mitochondrial outer membrane. NCBI's taxonomy places the organism in Eukaryota, Metazoa, Ctenophora, Tentaculata, Lobata, Bolinopsidae.